Molecule: messenger RNA, 3394 nt
Organism: Amyelois transitella
Lineage: Eukaryota; Metazoa; Arthropoda; Insecta; Lepidoptera; Pyralidae
Product: proton-transporting V-type ATPase complex assembly regulator TMEM9
Exons: 5
Coding region: 139-600 (153 amino acids)
Cellular component (GO): lysosomal membrane
Source: RefSeq, a predicted model, not a curated record
GAUCAAUAAAAUUUUAUUUUGCUUUUUUCUAACCUAAAAUAAAAAUAAAGACAAAAUUAUAAAUACUUGGCUAUUUAUAUCGUUUGUUCGUCAUUUUGUUAGCAAAGAUAUGAUAAAGUUUUAAAAAAAUCUGUGAUAAUGUUUCUGAACAUAUUCUUGGGUUUGAUCCUAUGCGCCGGGUCCGUUUUCAGCCAGUCCUAUGAAGACAAGCGGUGUCGCUGCGUCUGCUCGAACCCUGCAGUCGUCCUGAAUGACACGCAGAGCACUAAUCGCCAGCUUUACAUAGCUAAUGUGCCCCCAGAUAAAUGCAACUGCGAAUUUGUGGUGCUGCCUCACAUUGGAAUCGACAUCAAGGGGCGCGGUCAGGCGCUGUGUCCGCGUUGCGAAUGCAAGUAUGAGAUGAGAAACACAAGAGUCAUCAUGAUAGUAGUGAUCCUGGUGCUCUGGCUCCUGACCCUCCUGUCCAGCUACAUGGCGUUCGUGAUGUGCCUGGACCCGCUGAUCGGGAGGAAGAAGAAGCCGGGAAACCACAGCCGGUACCAAGAGGCGGAAUCCGAGGAGGCUUGCAAUCUCCUAGCUCAAGACGGUUUGGACGACUGAACACAAGAAACAAUGAAGUAAGUUCAUCUCUUAUGCAUUCUCAGAAUUAUAUUUAAUAUGCUGAAGUAAUUAAAUACUUAGUAAUUUUAGACAGACUAUGUAAUGAUAGCUCUCUUUGAAUGUUCAUUUAUUCAUAGUAUAUCUUGUAUUUGACGCACAAUAUAUUAUAUUACAGCAGUAGAGAAGCAUUAACAUAUUACCUUAAUAGGUAUAUUAAUAUAGAUAAAAAGAGUUUUCAAAAUAUAUGUACAUAUAGCCACUUAUAAUAGAAUAGAUUUAUUUUCAAAAUUGGAUACAAGGUAUCACUUAUUGACGUCACAUCACUUAAAUCUAAUUAUAACUACUGCCGCUUCCAAAGCGCAUGUGUAGAAGAAGCGGCGGAACAAACUACACUGCAGCAUUAAUAAUUACAAUAGUAUAAAAAUAUGUUCAUCCAGAAAUGUUUUCAGAUUGAGACGAAUAUGGUAUACUCUUUGUGAAUUUUUAAACUAUAAUAUCAUAUUAUCCUUCAGAACUAUGUAUAUUUAAAAUUGUUGUUUUAUUAUAUGUAAAUUUCGGUUUUAUCAUUUUAUGUGUAUUAUUUAAUAGAAAAAAAUAUGCUUAUUUAUUACGCUUUUACGUUUUAACCGCUUAACCGAUUAAGGUAAGUUAUUAAAAAAGAACCUUUGCAAAAAGUCGCAAUUACAUAUAAUAAAUCAACAAAUACAGAACGCCACUUAACCGAUUUUGAUGUUGUUUACAUUUUUAUUUAGACAACUCAUUCCCAAUGGUUUCACAAUAAAAAUUUUAACUGCCAAAUAAAGUACUUAUUAAGAAGACUUAUGGUUGUAAACUAUUUGAUAUUGACUUAAUGGUAAAAAUAAAGAAAACAAGGAUGUGCCGACCCCGUAAAAGAGUGGAACAAGGUAUAUAAAAUAUGAAUGUAUAAAAUUAACAUGUGAUAUGAUGAUUUGAAAAGUGAUGUUAACGUGAUUAAAUAUGUAAAGCUAUGUUUUGAAUCUGACCAAUAACUUUUAAUAUUAAAAAUAAUCGACCAUUUUUGAUAGAUUUUAUGUAGGUACCUUAUCCAGCGGAAAGUGGCCUUCUUUUGAGAACGAAUGGCUUUGUCUACCCUGUAAGGGAUAAAGACGUGAUUGUGGAUGGUCUGGAUUACCAAAAAAAAAAAAAAAUGUAUAUUCUUUAUUUAUUCCUGUUCUAUUGAUGUGGCGAGAUUUUAUUGACUUGGAGAUGGAAGAUAUAUAAAAGAGAGAGAGAGUAGAUAUUGAAUUAAAUUGUAACCUAUGUGAAAGCUGAAGCUAAAUCUAUACUAAUAUUAUAAAGCUGAAGAGUUUGUUUGUUUGAACGCGCUGAUCUCAGGAACUGCUGAUUUGAAUUGAAAAAUUUUCUGUGUUGAAUAGACCAUUAAUAUCGAGGAAGGCUUUAGGCUAUAUAGCAUCACGCUGCAACUGUUAGAUGCGAAGAAAUAAUGGAAAAUGUGAAAAAAACAACGGGAAAAAUUGUUCAUCCUUGAGGGCUUCAAUGAUGCCCAAAAUAACUAUUCCACGCGGACGAAGUCGCGGGCACAGCUAGUUUCAAAUAUUUUUUGAGAGACUUUUUAAGAUAUGUCAAGUCUUAUAUAUUCUUUAAGACAGAACUGGUGCCUAAUUGUAAUGAUUGACCUUCGUGACUUUGUGAGGGUAUACAACGGCCAUGUUGAGUUUGGCGCACCGUAUGGGUAAAUGUGGUCAUACCCUUAGUCGACUGUUACGAUUGAAAGUAUGCGACGUAUAAUAGAUCAUUUUUAUAUUUUCGAUUGUGUGUAAGGCAUUUAAAACUAGCUUUAAUUAGAUUUAUUUGCCAUUUAUUUAAUAUGUGAAUUUAUAAAAUUUGUUAUUUUUUAUAUGGACAUUUAUACCUAUUUAUAUUAUUGUAACUGUUUUGUGCUUUUUUAUGUGACUUAUUAAGCAAUUAAGAUAUUAAGACCUCAAUCGAUAUUAUUCAUUUAAUUAUGGAACAAUCCGUUGAGGAAAUUAUAAAUAAUUCGAAUAUGGAAAAUAAUAGUAUAGUGAGGUUAUUUACAACUUUAUUGAGGCUUAUGUAUUAUCUUCUCUCUCCUUCUAGCUUCUUGAGAUUAACUGGAUUGGUAGAAAGAGAGAUUAGAUUUAUCCAAACUAAUAAUAAUGGGAAAAAUAUUUGUAUGUUUGUUACAAAUAUAAUCUCAAAAACUAUUACGGCAUAUUAUUUGGCACAGAUAUAAAAUAGACCUUGGGGAGUUACAUACCUUUUCUUCUAAAUCUUUCUAAAUCUUCGCGCAUAAACCAGUAAGAAAUAAAGCCUAAUCAAUAUUUGUAAAUAGACUUACAGGUAAUAUGUUUAUAUCUUUAAAAUUAUCUAUUGAUAUUGAACAUAGAAUUCGGAAUAUUGUAAGACUACAGAAGUGGUACUUGGUGAAUGUGCCGUCGCAACUUUGAAACCAAGAUAAUAAAAUCUUAAAUCUGAGAUUUUCAGAUGGACAAUUCAAUCCUAUAGUUUAAAGUACAAUAUGGCAUUUCUAUGGUCUGUUUAUUCUGAUUUCUAUAAUGUUGACGUUAAUUACUUAUAUUUGUAAUCCUAUAAGUGUCGUAGGUGAAUCAAAUAUAUUUAGUCACUUCUACCAUUAAUAAGGCAUACGUACACACAAAGUUCAUAAUAAGUAUUAGUUUACAAAUAAAUAAAUACUGAACAUCACAUAUGAAGCAAUUUUGGAAGAAAACAGUGAGAAAAAAAAUUAGGUUAAGUAUAUGUUACCUAUUAAUAUUUAUUAAACUUUAUUGAA